CUUUAAGGUUAAUUAGAUAUAGAUACUGCUUGAUUUGAUUCAAGGCCGAUGGAUUCGGAUGCGAAAGUUCUCUCGGAUCUUGAGACUCAGUUAGAUAAUAUAUUUAUGGUGCUAUCUUCGACGAGUUUGCAUGAUUCCGAUAUCUCAGAAUCACAACAUGGGCUAAAUGAUAAACAUAUGGCAUCGCUGCUAGACGCUUGCCGACAAAUGGACUCAUGGUUUAUUAAGAAGCGCCUCGCACUAUCAACAUACUGUCAGGAAUAUGCUCUGAAAGAGGAGAUUGAUGCCUUGAAUGCUGAGUGCAUAAGGAAAGAGAAGCUCGCUCAGGAAUUAAAAGGAAGAAUAGAGGACUACUCAAAGUCUAUUCAAGUUAUUAUAGAUCAGGUACACCCACCUUACUGUGGCUAAUUUCUUAGUUCUCCAAAGAUCUGCCAUAUUUUGCAUAAUGGACCUAAAUGUUGCUCUUUGAGUUGCUGUGCCCAUUUACUGAGAUGCUACUUUUUACUUGUAUAAUUUCAAUACAUAUAUUCAAAGU
Molecule: messenger RNA, 535 nt
Organism: Schistosoma intercalatum
Lineage: Eukaryota; Metazoa; Platyhelminthes; Trematoda; Strigeidida; Schistosomatidae
Source: the annotation of a GenBank genome assembly